Molecule: messenger RNA, 1983 nt
Organism: Dichotomopilus funicola
Lineage: Eukaryota; Fungi; Ascomycota; Sordariomycetes; Sordariales; Chaetomiaceae
Product: acyl-CoA dehydrogenase/oxidase
Exons: 3
Coding region: 1-1983 (660 amino acids)
Molecular function (GO): acyl-CoA dehydrogenase activity
Source: RefSeq, a predicted model, not a curated record
AUGGAAGCGUCCGGUUCCAAUAAGGGGUUCUUCCAGGACCAACCCAUUAUCAAGAACCAAUUUCACGACGAUGUAAGCGUCCGACGUAUCACCGAGCUUUUCCUCCCAUCCUCUGUCCUCGGCGGGAUUCGCCCUGAUAUUGUCCAACUCGGCGAUGAUGUUCUGUCAGAGCAGAUCUUCGAUUGGGUAGUCGACGCCGAGCAUAACCAACCUUACCUACGCGGCGAUGGUCGAGACGCCUUUGGGAAGUCCAAGAGCGAACUGAUCGUGACCGAGGGCUGGCGGAAGCUGCAAGAGUUUGGGUAUCAAAAAGGAUUCAUCGCUCUCAAUUAUGACUCCGACUAUGGCCCAUACAACCGGCUCAUCCAGUUCAUACGCUGCCAUCUUUGGGAGGGCUCCUGCGCCAACACGCUCUGCCCAGCAGCCAUGCAGGAUGGCGCAGCUCGGCUUCUCCAGCGCCAUAUCUUCGGGCAGGCGGCCACGAAGUUGUCGUCGACAGAACGCCGAGUCUUCCAAAAUGCCUAUGAUCACCUCACUUCCCGCGACCCUAACAAGACAUGGACUAGUGGACAAUGGAUGACCGAACGCACCGGCGGCAGUGACGUCUCGCAGACCGAAACGAUCGCCACCUACGACCCCUAUCCAACCUCCUCCCCGAUCCCACUCGCGGACGCCCACGAGAACAUACCGCUCGGCCCGUGGUCCAUAUCAGGCUUCAAAUGGUUCUCGUCUGCUACCGACUCUCAGAUGACCAUCCUCCUCGCCAAAACCGACCCGACCAAGGGCGUCAGCGCGUUCUUCGCCCCGAUGCGCCGGCACGACCCAAUCCACAUCUCCGCGACGGGAGUCCGCGGCGGCAGCAGCAGCAGCGAGCUCAAUGGCGUGACGAUCCAGCGUCUCAAGCGCAAGUUCGGGACACAAUCCCUCCCCACGGCCGAACUCGAGCUCAAGAACAUGCGCGGCUGGCUGAUUGGCGAAGAGGGUAAAGGCAUCCAAGAAAUCAGCACGAUCUUGAACAUCACCCGGGUACACACGGCUGUGUCCUCAGUCGGCUAUCUUGGCCGAGGCCUCGGAGUGGCUAAGGGGUUUGCGUUGGUGCGCGAAGUUGGCGUGGGCCGUGGCCGGCGAGUGCCCCUGGCUUCCCACCCGUUACAUAUGCGCACGCUCGCGAACUUGACCGUGGAGUACCACGGGUUGAUGCUCCUGGUGUUCUACACCGUCCAGCUGCUGGGUCUGUCCGAAAGACAACGGCAGCAUUCCCAUUGCUCACCCUCACCCUCACCAUCACCAUCACCAUCACCAUCACCAUCACCACCACACCCCCUUACCCCACCACCAACCCUCACCAGCCCCCUCCUCCGCGUCUUCUCUUCGCUGCACAAAUCUCACGCCUCCGACCGCGCCCUCCCCCUCCUCUACGCCUGCAUGCAAGCCCUCGGCGGCGUCGGCUACCUACUCAACGACGAAACGCCGCACGCCAAUCUCGCGCGUAUCUAUCGCGACGCCUGUGUCGGCGCCAUCUGGGAGGGCACGACGGAUGUCUUGGCGGGGGAUACGAUCCGGGCGGUGAGACAUCCCAAGGGUGGGAAGGCGGUGAGUGAGGGGUUGAGGUGGGUUGUUGAGAAGGGGUUGGGGUAUGUCAGGGAGGAGGGCAAGACGGAGAAGGAAUGGGUGGAGAGUGUGAGGGUGGAAUGGGAGAAGGUGAGGGAUAGGAUGGAGCGUCAGGGGCAGGAGGAGCUUUUGCCGGAAGCUAGGGGGGUUGUUUUCCGACUGUCGGAGGUGCUAAUUGCGGUGUUGUACCUGGUGGACGCCGCGACACACCCGGGGCCGGAGAUUGAGGAGAUGUGUCGGCGGUAUCUCGUCGAGAAGGGGUUUGUCCUUGAGAAGGAAGGGGAAGGGAAGAAGGACUUGGCCAUGGACCAGGCGAUUGUGUACGGAGCAGACAAGGCGCCUGGUGUAGUGGCUGCGGGCACGAAGCUAUGA